Messenger RNA from Nelumbo nucifera (sacred lotus), 984 nucleotides. Its product is annotated as heavy metal-associated isoprenylated plant protein 21. Lineage: Eukaryota; Viridiplantae; Streptophyta; Magnoliopsida; Proteales; Nelumbonaceae. The record is from RefSeq and is a predicted model, not a curated record. Gene Ontology annotation, molecular function: metal ion binding.
UCCAAAGCUCUAUUAAUUUUCAGUUUUUAAAUUAAAGCAACUUGAUCAUUCGUUCACACAUCUUCUCUGAAGCCAUGAUUAACCUCUUUAUAUAAAUACAACCACACCACCUUAUGUAUCUGCAGGAACCCAUUCCUCUGUCUCCAACCUCCAUUCCUCCUCCCUCUCCUCUCCCUCGUUUGAAACUCGCUGUUGCUAACAGCCCCAACAGAAGAAGCAAGAUGGGUGUUCUUGACCAUCUGCCGAACUUUUGCACUGUAACCAGCACGAGGAGCAAACGCAAACCAAUGCAGACAGUGGAGAUCAAGGUGAAAAUGGACUGUGAUGGCUGUGAAAGAAGAGUUAGACAUGCCGUUUGCUCCAUGAAAGGUGUGAGAUCGGUGGAAGUGAACAGAAAACAGAGCCGGGUGACAGUUACUGGGUAUGUCGAGCCAAACAAGGUCCUGAAGAGAGUGAAGAGCACUGGAAAGAGAGCUGAAUUUUGGCCCUACGUUCCUUACAAUUUGGUGGCAUAUCCUUAUGUGGUUCAGGCCUACGACAAGAAGGCACCAGCAGGGUUUGUGAAGAAUGUGGUUCAAGCAAAUCCUUCACCAAAUGCAACCGAUGAGAAAAUAAUGACACUCUUCAGUGAUGACAAUCCGAAUGCAUGUUCAAUCAUGUAGAAAUAUCUAUUUGAAAGUGAAAGUAGUCUUGGCUCUUGGGCACUGGUUUGGGCUUUGGGCCCACAAGUGAAAGUGAUCUCAGAUGAGUUAGUAGCAACAUGUGUGUACUUGAGGUGAAUAUUGAGUUUGCAACCAGAGAGAGAGAGAGAGAGCUUUGUUUCUUGUGACUUCAUGGAUGUGCAAUCUCAUAUACUUGGAAUGCUUUCUUCUGAUUGCAACUAAGCUGUUAGUUCUAGGCUUGAAAUACAUGAUGAGAUUGAGAAAAGUGGUGUUUUAGGCCCUUUUGGGUAACAGUUACAGAUCUUUCUCUUUGUUUUUCUUA